Melospiza georgiana is the source of this 1480-nucleotide messenger RNA. It is a transcript of the gene CHEK1, whose product is annotated as checkpoint kinase 1. Gene Ontology annotation, cellular component: cytoplasm; site of double-strand break; nucleus. Bases 1 to 1329 code for a protein of 442 amino acids. Gene Ontology annotation, biological process: protein phosphorylation; mitotic G2 DNA damage checkpoint signaling. Gene Ontology annotation, molecular function: protein serine/threonine kinase activity; ATP binding. NCBI's taxonomy places the organism in Eukaryota, Metazoa, Chordata, Aves, Passeriformes, Passerellidae. The transcript has 11 exons. The record is from RefSeq and is a predicted model, not a curated record.
AUGGCGGUGCCCUUCGUGGAGGACUGGGACCUGGUGCAGACGCUGGGCGAAGGCGCCUACGGGGAGGUGCAGCUGGCCGUGAACCGCCGCACCGAGGAGGCCGUGGCCGUGAAAAUCGUGGACAUGAAGCGCGCGGCCGAGUGCCCGGAGAACAUCAAGAAGGAAAUCUGCAUCAACAAGAUGCUGAGCCACGAGAACGUCGUCCGGUUCUACGGACACCGGCGGGAGGGCGCCACGCAGUACCUGUUCCUGGAGUACUGCCGCGGCGGGGAGCUCUUCGACCGCAUCGAGCCAGAUGUCGGGAUGCCAGAGCCGGAGGCGCAGCGGUUCUUCCAGCAGUUGAUUGCCGGCGUGGUGUACCUGCACAGCAUCGGCAUCACCCACCGGGACCUGAAGCCGGAGAACCUGCUGCUGGACGAGCGAGACAACCUGAAGAUCUCGGAUUUCGGGCUGGCCACGGUGUUCCGGCACAACGGGCGCGAGCGGCUGCUGAACAAGAUGUGCGGGACCCUGCCCUACGUGGCCCCCGAGCUGCUGCGGCGCCCCGAGUUCCGCGCCGAGCCCGUCGACGUCUGGGCCUGCGGCGUGGUGCUGACAGCCAUGCUGGCCGGAGAGCUGCCUUGGGACCAGCCCAGCGACAGCUGCCAGGAAUACAGUGACUGGAAGGAGAAGAAAACCUACCUCCCACCUUGGAAGAAGAUUGAUUCCGCUCCCUUGGCGCUGCUGCACAAGAUCCUCACGGAGAGCCCCACGGCCAGGAUCACCAUUGCUGACAUCCAGAAGGACCGGUGGUACAGCAGGCCCCUCAAGAAGGAUGUCAAGCGGGCUCGGCUCUCCUCGGGGGGAGUCAGCGACUCCCCUGGAGGCUUCUCCAAGCACAUCCGAUCCGAUACAGACUUCUCACCCGUGAAGGGAGCACUGGGUGAGGACAAGGCAAGCUAUUCCACGUCUCAGCCGGAGCCCGGCACGGGCGGGAUGCCCUGGGAGAGUGGCACGGGAAGCAUCGACCAGCUGGUGCAGGGCUUCAGCUUCUCGCAGCCCGCCUGCCCCGAGCACAUGCUGGUCAACAGCCAACUCCUGGGCACCCCAGGCUCCUCCCAGAGCCCGUGGCAGCGGCUGGUGAAGCGGAUGACGCGGUUCUUCACCAAGCUGGACGCCGACGGCUCCUACCGUGCGCUGAAGGAGGUGUGUGAGAAGAUGGGCUACGGCUGGAAGAUGAGCUGCACCAACCAGGGUGAUGGCCUGGAGUUCAAGAGGCAUUUCCUGAAGAUCAAGGCCAAGCUCAGCGACAUUGUCAGCACCCAGAAGGUCUGGCUGCCUGGCACCUGAGCCCUCGCACGCCUUCUCUGCCUCUUCCUUCUCUUCCUCCACCUCCUCCUCCUCCUCUUCCUCCUGGCUGCCCUCUGGCAGCAGCACGCAAAUACUGUGAAGGUGUCUGGCCACCUGUUUUAGGUUUUGAAGGUUCAAUAAAGCCCUGGGG